AUGGAGCUGUGUGGUCCCAACAUGAGUGACUCUGGAGCUUCUCUGUAUCAGCUGAAGCAGCUUCCCUGCCACACCGUCCCCCUCUGCCGUCUGCAGGCCGGCGGCCACCACACGCAUGACCUCCCCCACCUCACCCAUCAGGCGUGGAUCACCCACCAGGCGCCGGCGGUGGCGUCCGGCCCGGCUGUCCGGCACCGGGUCAACGGGGCCACAGCGGCCACAUGCAGCAACCCCGAGUGUUCGGCCUACAGACUGCGGGAGGAGACAGCGCUGGGCCGGGGCGCCUCCAGGGGGAAGGUGGUGGUGACGGGGGGAGGCGGGUACUUCGGCUUCAGGCUGGGCAGACAGCUGGUGGGUGAGGGGCUGUCGGUGGUCCUACUGGACAUGAACAAACCUCCCGGGGAAAUCCCUGACGGAGCCGUCUUCUACCAGAGCGACAUUCGGGAUUACUCUUCGCUCUAUAAAGUGUGUGAAGGCGCCGAUUGCAUCUUCCACACGGCGUCCUAUGGCAUGUCCGGACCAGAACAGUUGAGGAAAGAGCAGGUGGAGUCGGUCAACGUUGGAGGAACCAAUAAUGUUAUAAACGUGUGUAAGGAGAGGAGCAUCGCCAGGCUGGUCUACACCAGCACCAUCAACGUGGUGUUUACAGGGAAACCCAUCGAGGACGGCGAUGAGGCCUCGGUGCCGUAUGUUCCUCCUGACGUGCACAUCGACCACUACUCCAGAACCAAAGCCAUCGCAGAGCAGGCGGUCCUCUCUGCCAACGGAUGCUCCCUCAAAGCUGGAGGCCUCCUGAGGACUUGUGUCCUUCGACCUUGCGGUAUCUACGGCCCAGGAGAGAGGAGACACCUCCACAGAGUGAUGGUGAACGUUGAACGUCGGCUCUUCAGUUUCCGGUUCGGCGACCCUCAGGCCCGGAUGAACUGGGUCCAUGUGGAAAACCUGGUUCUGGCCCACAGGCUGGCAGCUGAAGCUCUGACGCCGAAGAAGAGCUGCAUCGCUAGCGGUCAGGCCUACUUCAUCAACGACGGAGUUUCAGUCAAUCUGUUUGAGUGGUUGACGCCUUUGUUUGAGAAGCUCGGCCACAGCAGACCGAUGAUAAAUCUGCCGGUUUCACUCGUCUACUCAGCAGCCAUCCUGGUGGAAUAUUUGCACGUUAUUCUGAGACCGGUGAUGGAAGUGCCUCUGCUUUUUACUAGAAGUGAGGUCAGGAACAUCGCUGUGAGUCACACCUUAAAAAUAGAAAAGGCCCAUCGGGAGCUGGGUUACUGUCCGAAGCCCUACAGCCUGGCGGACUCUGUGGAGCAGUACCUGAAGUCCAGACAGCCUCCAUCCAGACCGGCUUUCUGCAACUUCUCCUGGACCUCUAGACGCCUGGUUCUGGUACUGCUGACGGGCCUCAGCCUGGUGCUACUGAUGUUCUCCUGCAUCCUCUGUCAGAACUGAGCAGCAUUCCCCUCCGUUGUAAACCGUCUCAGGCUUUGUAAUUUCAAAUCUCCUCAUCAUGAAAUUAUAUCUACAGCUGCUGUUGGUUUCAGUCCUAAAGUGACACCUUGUUAAUGAAGCUAAUAAACCCUCAGGAUGUCAGAUUAUGUCAUUUCUAUUCCUCUUCCACCUCUCUGAUGUCACAUUAGGACUUCAAAAUGAUGAAACCACCAAAUGGAUGAAAAGUAUUAAACCUGAGUUGUGUGAAUGUUAUGGAUUUCUCCCAAGUGUGAUGCAUUUUAAGUAUCUAACUUUGUAUUACGAAUAUUUAAGCAGUCAUUUACUGUAUUUAAAGCAUGCUUCCAGUUUGUAUGAUGAACGUUUGUUGUGAUGUACGCGUCCUUAGAAUUUAAGUAGUGCUGAAGUUGUCAUUUUAUACACUUUUAGAAAUAAAAGCAUUAACAAUGAAAGAAUGCAAUGACUAUUUUACAAUACAAUCCAUUUACUGAGCAGGAAAAUGUAAGAUUUAGCUGAAAAAAUGCUGAGAUCUGAAACAAUAAUGCUGCCACCAGAU
This is a messenger RNA of Acanthochromis polyacanthus (spiny chromis), 1999 nucleotides long. It is a transcript of the gene sdr42e2, whose product is annotated as short chain dehydrogenase/reductase family 42E, member 2. NCBI's taxonomy places the organism in Eukaryota, Metazoa, Chordata, Actinopteri, Pomacentridae. Gene Ontology annotation, biological process: steroid biosynthetic process. Gene Ontology annotation, molecular function: 3-beta-hydroxy-Delta5-steroid dehydrogenase (NAD+) activity. The record is from RefSeq and is a predicted model, not a curated record. The coding region runs from base 1 to 1446 and encodes 481 amino acids. The transcript has 11 exons.